Molecule: messenger RNA, 779 nt
Organism: Labeo rohita (rohu)
Lineage: Eukaryota; Metazoa; Chordata; Actinopteri; Cypriniformes; Cyprinidae
Gene: lyrm4a
Product: LYR motif containing 4
Exons: 3
Coding region: 222-491 (89 amino acids)
Biological process (GO): iron-sulfur cluster assembly
Cellular component (GO): L-cysteine desulfurase complex; mitochondrion
Source: RefSeq, a predicted model, not a curated record
ACUUCAGUAAAUUGCAUUUUUGAAUGUAUUUUGUUUUUACGACGAAUAAAACGGGUUGUUUAGCUGCAGAAAUAUACUGAGUGUCAUUAGUCUCUUUGUAGGACUGCACAUUGUGAGUUGCAUUCCAGUGCCAUUUGCCCGCCCCACCUCUCCUAACGCUAGAUGGAGAUGUCUCAAACGCAACCCAAUGCAACACGAGAAGAACUACUGUGAAAUCAACAAUGGCGUCGUGCAGCAGGGCUCAAGUGAUCGCACUCUACAGGAUGCUUAUGAAAGAGAGUAAAAAUUUCCCCUCAUAUAAUUACAGAACAUACGCACUUCGCAGGGUGAAAGAUGGCUUCAGGGAGAACCUUCAUGUUGACAACCCCAAAACACUGGAUAUGCUCAUAAAUCAAGCUAGAGAGAAUCUGGUGCUCAUCAAGAGACAGGUUUCAAUUGGCCAUCUGUAUUCUGCUCAGAGGACCGUUGUUGAAAAAGAGCCUCAUUUAUAAAUGUCUCAAGCAUCAAAAUGUCUGGUUUGUUCAUGACAAAUCUGUUUGUCUUAAGAUCUGCACUACUAGUCGACCAUCUGUUUAAAAGUGUAUAUUAGAGUAUACUGUAAAUGUGUAUUUGUGUUAUUUUUUUUAGCAAAUAAAUAUGAUACAUAUGAAAGGAAUAUGAGAAUCACUGUAAAUAGAAAAAAAAACAUUAUUUAACCUGAAUAUGUGUUCAUAAUGAUUAAGACAAGUGAUCAUGCAAAUUAAAAGUCAAGUUUGCUUUAUUAAACUAAAUUUAAUUCA